Talaromyces stipitatus ATCC 10500 is the source of this 3520-nucleotide messenger RNA. Its product is annotated as G1/S-specific cyclin Cln1, putative. Lineage: Eukaryota; Fungi; Ascomycota; Eurotiomycetes; Eurotiales; Trichocomaceae. The coding region runs from base 1136 to 2377 and encodes 413 amino acids. Gene Ontology annotation, biological process: regulation of cyclin-dependent protein serine/threonine kinase activity; mitotic cell cycle phase transition. The transcript is spliced from 5 exons. Gene Ontology annotation, cellular component: cyclin-dependent protein kinase holoenzyme complex; centrosome; cytoplasm. The record is from RefSeq and is a predicted model, not a curated record. Gene Ontology annotation, molecular function: cyclin-dependent protein serine/threonine kinase regulator activity.
AGCUGUCUCCGCAAUACCAAAAUUACGCGUAAAGUAAACCACCGGCUGCUGCUUCCUCGUCGCUCACCUCUCGUUCAACCUCUCUUCUUUCCUUUCUACCACACCCACCUGGAGAGAGAAGAAAAAAACCCCUUCAACAUCCUCUUUUUUCUCUUCUCCUCCUUCUCCUCUAUAUCCGACUCUUCCUUUUUUCUUCUUCGUUUCCGCUUUUAGUUUUUUUUCCUUUUCUCUUUCUGCUUCCUCCCUUACUCUGCUCGGAGAGUCUGGGAUCGAUCACCUUGUUCGUGGUCUUCGAGAUUUGGCUUUGGGAUUUGACUAGAGAGAAAGGAUCUUGCAAGAGAUACUUAAUCAACAGUCAGCAGACAAAGAUCAAUUCUUGAUCCUCCUUUAGACUCGGUUCAGCGAUUAAUCCUCCUGGUUAAGCUGUACCCAUUGCAGCUCAACCGUCUCGACGUUGUUCUGUCCUUUGUACAGAGCCGCUCCUCCAACAACCUCUCCCCUCCUCUAACCGACGAAAUUGGUUGUCAUUCUGUCAUCGUGUUCUCACGAGACCGAAUUUUCAACCCUUAUUCAAGGUUACUGGUCACCCGUUAAUCAUUCUUCAGAACGACACGGGCCUACAAUACCUCCUAAAUAAUCCUGGUUUCGUGCCGCCUUGAUCGCUCCACAUUCCGGAACACGAGGAACACUUACUAGCAACCUCUCAAAUUGUUCGUUGACAAGGGUGGAGACGUUGACUCGUACUUCACCUCUUUGCCCAACAGCUUCCGCCAGAUAGGACUUCAUUCCUACCACUUUGGUCAGCCUAGAUGCCAGCGCUGCUUAUCCAAUAAGGGCAGUCCUCAUCCUGGCUACGCCGGAAAAGUCCUUUCUAAUCCAUACUUUGUUCUUGCUUGUUCGCUCUGCUUAGAUUAUUAUCUAGGCCACCACACUCUUUUAAUUGGCUUUCCAACUGUCUACAAUCAUUAAUUGUUAAUCCUACGACUGUCACUCUCUCCUUCCUUCGUCGCCUACAGUGAUACACCGGUCUGUUAUCAUCAGGAUACAUUUGCUUCCUUACCAUUCCCUCAUCGAAAGAAAAUCCUCUCCCUGCCGGUCAGCAACCAACUUUACUCUUCAAUAACAAUCCGUAAUCAUGGCUUCUAUCCAACAACAUCAAGUGUGUGACUCCUUUUUCGUCGAGACCGAUGAGGUCCGUCCUCGCCUCGACCCUCGAGAACAGGCAAAGAUUAUUGCUCGAGAAAGACAAUACGCAAUGGCGGAUCAGUUAUCUGCUCUGGCAAGAGAGGAGUAUCUGGAGGACAGCCUGUCACACAUGCUCGAUAUGGAUACCGCAACACUUCCCGACGUCGAGUCCAUUGACAUUCAGACAGAAAUCCAAUGGUUCAUGCGGCCUUACCUGCUUGACUUUCUCAUCGAAGCUCAUGCAGCGUUCCAGUUGCAACCGUCCACACUAUUUCUGGCUAUCAACCUUCUUGAUCGUUACUGCUCUAAGCGUGUUGUCUACAAACGUCAUUAUCAACUUGUCGGCUGUUCCGCCCUUUUGAUUGCCGCCAAGUACGGUGAUAAGAAGGAACACGUCCCAACGAUCAGAGAAUUGAAGUCAAUGUGUUGCUCGCUCUACGAUGACGACAUGUUUCUUCAAAUGGAGUGGCACGUUCUACAAACUCUCGGCUGGACCAUUGGUCACCCAACCGUGGACAGUUUCUUAAACAUCGCACUGGUUGACAGACAAUACGACCCAGAACUCGAGCAUCUUGCCCUCUACAUCCUUGAAAUUGCACUCUUUCAUCGAGAAUUCGUCUCAAAGCCGUCGGCUGAUCUUGCCAAGGCUGCUCUCGCUCUAUCGAGGUGUAUCUUGAACCGCCCUCAACCUAGUACCUCGGAAUGGGCUGCCAGUUACGACGGUAACACCUUGGUCGGUCUAUCUAACCAAUUGCAUUCGCCCUCUCAGGUGUUGUACCGCAAGUAUUCCUCUGCUCAUUACUCAAGGAUCUCGAAGCUUCUGGACAACUUUCUCGCUCACCAGGCUGCUAUUGCAAGCGGUGCUUAUGCUCCUCCCUCUCCACCGGAGGAGGCUGCAGGCGAGCCAAAAUCUCAAUACAACGGUCAAAUUGGUCUUGCUACCCCGCAGAAACCUGGUAUGCAACCUCACGGUUAUCUGACUCCUCCCAUCACCCCUGAGAACGAAGGUUUCCUCAAUCCCCAUUCUGCUGCCAACGCAAACAAGCAAGCGUCGAUUACUGUCUGUCCAUCUUCACCCACUCCACCUCCAAAUGUCUCGUUCAACGACACUCAGAUGUACGACGCUGAACCGGUGUACGCUCAGUCUGCACAAUAUCCUGUGGCUCACGUGGGAUAUUCUACUGCUUUCUAAGGGCGCUGCUCGAGGAAUGUCUAUCAUUAAUGGGCAUCAAUAACUCUAAUACCGGCCGGCCAUCAUCAGUGACUGGAACCUUCCCAACUCCUAAUAUUCGGACGUGCAUAUUCGCCACGAUCCCUGUGCCAUACUUUAUUCAAACCGUGACAUAAGUAUCUUCUGCACGAGAGCGAGCCAUUUGUCUUUUUUCCUUUUCUUUCAUCAUCAUACGAGGGCCGGAAUGGGUUGCAUUUUUUCAUUUUAUCCUAGAUUAUCAACAUACCCCUUUCACUAUCAAUCAUCAUCAUCAUCCAUUUCAUCAUCUGCUGUGUGUGUUUUUAGAUCUGGCAUUGCGAGCGCGAGUCGUUUGAUACAAAAAAAAUUCAUUUCUCUUAUCAUACUUUCCUUUACUUCUUGACAAUUCUUCAUAUUAUCUUGCUAGCGUUCCGCGUUGAGUCAUUCUCACCAAUUCAGACCUUCCCUAUUCUACAAUAAUAUAGGAAGUUGUCUACACUGUCAUCAAUAUCGAGCAUUACCAAAAUUGAAAAAUCAACGGAGUUCAAGGAACCCUUCCAAUUGAUUUUAUCAUUCACCUUCACUUUUUUGAGUUUUGUUUUUUCUCUUGCUACCUAAAAAGACUUCUCCUUCUCAUUAUUUUUUCAACUGGCUAGGUAUUCUUGUCUCUGGCGAGGGAUGGAUGGGUGCCCCCUUGCUGAACACGGAGAGAAAGAUGGGAAGACGUAUGAGAGUGAGGAGAAUAGUGAAUCACAUUCCUUCCCCUUUUCGGGCGUAUAGUACAGUUGUAGGAUUGGUCUUGACUUCUUUAACUCCUUUGUAUGUUAGUUGUGUAUGCCGGUGUCGGUGUCGGUAUUGGUGCAUUCGUCUUCGUCCUUAUAGGCUUUAUUGCAACGGGGAUUACCUCCUAGGGGGCUGGGAGUGCCUAGUAUUUAGCCUGUCCGACUUCGAUUUGGGCACUGGUGCCAAUUGGCUGUUACUCGGCGCAUUUCUGGGCAGUUGAACAAUGAAAAAGCCCCUAAGAAUUGAAGUCUUUUAGGGUGCUGGCCUCCUCGUUUAGCCUUAAGGAGCUUGACGGAGACUCCCUUUUAUCAUUACAUAGUUACUAAGAUAAGUGCAGACUUAUUUAGCACCUUUAACGUUUCA